Molecule: messenger RNA, 633 nt
Organism: Uloborus diversus
Lineage: Eukaryota; Metazoa; Arthropoda; Arachnida; Araneae; Uloboridae
Exons: 2
Coding region: 97-432 (111 amino acids)
Source: RefSeq, a predicted model, not a curated record
UAUUACCUGGCUCUAAGUGCUUCCAAGUUCAUUUCUGAAUAAUUUUUUAAUCUUGCGGAAGGAACGCAACUCGCUCCAAAUUCUGUUUGAAAUUCGAUGGGUUAUCAGCAUUGGCCUGCAGACUUUCCUGACGAAUAUAAAACUCCCCUACUAGUAAAGGAGAGAAGGAAAAAAUCUAUUAGAGAACGCAUUCCUGCCCGCUAUGUUCUGACCUUGCUGACGUUUUUGGGGCUGGGUAUCCAGUAUACCCAGCGGGUGAACCUCAAUGUCACCAUGGUCGCAAUGGUCAACUCCACCUUCAUCGAAGGGAAGGAGAAUGACACGACGACGGACGAGUGCCCCAACCUGUUCGCGGACUCGGUCGAGAACGUGACCCAGUCUUUCAAGGAGGUAAAUUUUCUAGUGUUCGAUGUGCCGCAAGAAGGCCUCUAGUUAGCCACCUAGUUGGGUGGAAUCAGUCGGAAACACAUGCAUUUGUAUUGAAAAAUUGGCAGCAACCAAGAAAAGACAACCGUAAACAUCGUUAUCAGACUUUUUAUCAUGAUUAAAAAACGAUAAAUCGUGCUACACUGAUGCGGUGAACGCUUGAAUUUAUUGAUAUGCAUAGAUGAGAUUCUUCAGACUUUUUUCAAU